Messenger RNA from Aspergillus sclerotioniger CBS 115572, 931 nucleotides. RefSeq names its product cytochrome c oxidase subunit IV family protein. Bases 265 to 858 code for a protein of 197 amino acids. The record is from RefSeq and is a predicted model, not a curated record. The transcript has 3 exons. Lineage: Eukaryota; Fungi; Ascomycota; Eurotiomycetes; Eurotiales; Aspergillaceae. Gene Ontology annotation, biological process: mitochondrial electron transport, cytochrome c to oxygen.
GGCGGACGGUCGGGACGGGCAGCGGAUGUGGACCAAUGAGGGCGCCGGUAAAACGGACUAAGCUAGCCCGUCCGGAUACUCGACUUCCACCUCAAACCACAGUCGAACGUCGUCUUCGUCUCCCAUCGCGACUCUUGGUACCCCCCUCCACUCUACCCCAGGUAUUAUCUAUUCUCAAUUCCGACGAAUCAGUCCCCUCAUUGCUCGAGAGCUGCUUUUGACAAUCGAUUGUUUACUAGUUCGCGCACACACCCUUCGCACACAAUGUUCCUUCGCUCCGUCACUCGCGCUGCUGCUCGCAGCUCGGCAAUGCCCACCACGGCCCUUCGCUCCUACCGCGCCGUUCCGGGCCCAAUGGCCUGCAUGAACGCUCGUCCCCAGACUGAGAAGAAGUCUAUCGCUCCCCAGCAGACCCGCGCCGCAUCCGAGCAUGCCAUCUCGAAUCCCACACUCGCCGGUAUUGAGAAGCGCUGGGAGGCCAUGCCCCCUCAGGAGCAGGCCGACCUGUGGAUGCAGCUGAGAGACCGCAUGAAGGUCGACUGGCACCAGAUGACUCUUCAGGAGAAGAAGGCCGCCUACUGGAUCUCUUUCGGUCCCCACGGCCCUCGCACCCUGCCCCCCAAGGGCGAGAACCUCAAGAUCUUCGUCAAGGUCGUCCAGCUCACCCUUGUCAGCUUCGGUAUCUUCUACGUCAUCCACCUGUUCGCCAAGCCCCAGCCCAAGACCAUGUCCAAGGAGUGGCAGGAGGCCUCCAACGAGUACGCUCUGCAAGAGAAGAUCAACCCUAUCUACGGUAUCAGCUCCGAGGGUUACGAGGGCAAGGGCUUCGUCCAGAGCCCCCCUGCUGAGAAGCAAUAGAUUACUCCAAUUCCUCGGGAGGGACAGGUAUGACGACUGGGUGUGCCGUGGAAGGGCAGUGCUGGGCUACAGG